CUUAUGGCUGUUCCCUUUUAAUAAACCCACAACCGUCGGUCGCCAUCGAGCCCCCUACUCAUUAAGACCCUUUUUUAUCUUCAUAUAAAUAUCACAUCCAAUCUAGCAAUUUCUGUUUUCCACGCCCACAACUUCCAAUCGUUCUUUAAUACUUUUUCUAUUCUGCUUCUUUUUUUCUUGCAGUGCGCUUCACAUGAAAGAACAUCCAGACUACAAAUACCGUCCGCGUCGCAAACCAAAGACCCUCAAUAAAUCUCCAGUGCCCGGCUCCACGGCCAACGCCUCACAAAAGGAGUCACAACAUGGCCACAUGGGUGCAUCAGCGGCGGCUGCCGCAGCAGCUGCUGCAGCUGUAGCCGUCGCCGCUCAACACCCACAUCAUGCUCACCAUCAACAGCAUUCUCCUACAAGCCAUCAUCACCUAGCUACUGCGGCCAAGUACGGUUUUGGUCCAAUGCCACUGGAGUUGACGCUCAAUAUGCCAACGCGUCAUUUACCUGGUGCUUUUGCAUCGACAACGGCUCUAACACAUUACCCUCUGGAUCCCACCAUCGCACUCGAUCUACAGGCUCGUCUUCAGGCUAUGUACGCGGGAACGCUAUAUCACCCUUGGCGAUAUUUUGGCUGCACGCCGCUUAUAAGCCCCGAGACGCCGCCGUCGCCUCCCAGCAGCAACGGUACCGGUAGCAUCGCUUCUUCUUACGGCUGCGGCAUAAAAUCGGCUAAAUCUUCACCUACGCUGCCACUGCCAGUGGGCACCCAGGCGCCUCCCAACAUUAUUUGACCAACUCCUUUGCGAUUCGGAGGCAGCUCUGCGAGUAAUGCUCCUGUUGGCGUCGUAGCUGAACCGGCCAUGUAGGCUAUUAUGUAAAUGUAGUAGAGAUUAGAUUUUAAAUUGAGUAUAGAUACAUAUAUGUACAAUACAUAUGUAUAUAGUUAUAAACAUAUCCGUAUACUUAAAAUUGUAUAUACCAUAAAAUAAUAAGGGUAUUCAGACUAUCCUCGUUAAUGUAUUAAUUCGUUAUCUGGUAACUCGGUAACACUUUCAACUUCAAAUGCCCAUUAUUCUUUUUCUGGUUAAAAUUACUUUCGAAUCAGCUGACGUGAAGUUCUUUUAUUUAUAAACAUUUAUUAAUUCCACGACAGAAACGUAUAUUGAACUGAUUAAAUGUAUGCACUUUUCGCGGGAGAAAAUUCCAGCAAAUAAGUGACAAAAAGGAAUCAGCUGACAUUUUAACGCGUGUGUUACCACCAGGGUUGCCACUGACGACAAAAAAUACUUACCAUCCGCUUGAAAAAAUCUACCAAAUCUGGAAAAUAUC
This is a messenger RNA of Rhagoletis pomonella (apple maggot), 1322 nucleotides long. Its product is annotated as transcription factor Sox-21-like. The coding region runs from base 194 to 784 and encodes 196 amino acids. NCBI's taxonomy places the organism in Eukaryota, Metazoa, Arthropoda, Insecta, Diptera, Tephritidae. The transcript has a single exon. The record is from RefSeq and is a predicted model, not a curated record.